Messenger RNA from Zea mays, 886 nucleotides. RefSeq lists its product as uncharacterized. The transcript is spliced from 3 exons. Bases 58 to 495 code for a protein of 145 amino acids. The record is from RefSeq and is a predicted model, not a curated record. NCBI's taxonomy places the organism in Eukaryota, Viridiplantae, Streptophyta, Magnoliopsida, Poales, Poaceae.
UCUCGUCUCGCUCAUCACAAGGGCAAGUGGCGAGCAGCGGCCGGGCGCACGCAACCCAUGAAACCACAAGCUUGUCACGGGAGAUCGAUGCCAAAGCAAACCGGAGUGAAAGCGAACGGAAAUCUAGCGGACGACGAGACCGCGAUUAGGAGGAAUUGGACCGUCCGCAACGGCGACCCGCUCGUGCACCUCCAUAUCCGGCAGCCGGCACCACGGCCACGGCCGCGAGGAGGCGAAGAACGUCGUCUGGUCCCGCACCGGAUCGCUAAGCUGUCAUGGGCGUCCGAUCCCGAGGUGUUCUACAUGCUCAACGCCGUGGCCCGGCAGAAAGAGCUGUGCGUGGCGAUCAACGUGUGCUGGGGUGACCAGAGGGAGAAGGUGUGCGACGCGACGGAGGACGGGAGGAGCUCCAUCUCGAGUCGCUCGUCAUGGCUAGCCGUGGCCUCGGCCAGAUCCAAAGGUAAGAUCUGCAAGCUCAUGAAGUACUGCUACUGAUAGCUGGUUUCCUUCUUAGUUAUGGGGAGUGCUAUAUGCGAUUAGAUAGGAACAGAUAUCAGAACACUAAUAGCGUGUUUGGUUUGCAAGAUGACCGGUCUGAAAUAAUCCGAUUCAAACACCGAAGCUGCUGGAACUGUUUGGUUAACGUAGUGGAGCCAACUCGUCCGUCACAAACACGUUCAGCAACAUACCAAAUCUGCAGGUUGGGUCGGUUCCUCCAAUUUCGCCAGACAAGUAUGACGAGUGUAUGCUGAACGUACUCAACCCUACAACCAAACACGUUGUAAAAGAUGCACAUAUUUGCACUAGUCACUCUAUGAAUUUCAAAUUGUUGCUGUAAAAAAUUGGAAUCAGACACUGAAAAUCCACGCUGUGCUAUGUUCUGUUA